AUGGCGAGCAGGGAGGACAAAUGCCCGCGGCAGAACCUGGUGGAAGCGGCUGUUUUGAGCGGCUCCACGGUGCAGGAAGCCAAGGGGAGAUGCCGCACGAGGAGAGGCUGCAAACGCAGCUGGUGGGGAUCUGAGGGGGAAAGAGCCAGCCAGGGCCAGGAAGGUGGACGGAGAUGGAGCCAGAGCUCAGAGCUGGUGCUCCAUGAGCAGCUCCAUGAUGGGGAGAAGCCCCACACGUACUUGGAGUGUGGGAAGAUCUUCAGGUGGAGCUUCAGACUGAUCAUGCACCAGAGGAUCCACACUGGGGAGAGACCCUAUGAGUGUGGGGAGUGUGGGAAGAGCUUCAGCCGGAGCUCCCACCUGAUCGUGCAUCAGAGGAUCCACACGGGGGAGAGACCCUACAAAUGCGACGAGUGUGGGAAGAGCUUCAGCCAUAACUUCAGCCUAAUCAACCACCUCAUGAUCCACACUGGGGAACGGCACUAUGAGUGUGGGCUGUGUGGACAGAGCUUCAGCUUGAGGUCCAACCUGAUCAAGCACCAGAUGAUCCACACAGAUGAGAGGCCCUACGAGUGUUCUGAGUGUGGGAAGAGGUUUCUGACCAGCUCUGAUCUCCUCUGGCACUAUCAGAGUCACACAGAGGAGAGGCCCUUCUUCUGCCCCGACUGUAGGAAGGGAUUCCAGCACAACUCCCACCUCAUCAGACACCAGCACAUCCACACUGGGGAGAGGUCCUACGAGUGUUAUCAAUGCAGGAAGGGGUUUAAGACCAGCUCCAAUCUCCUCCGGCAUUAUCAGAUUCACAGAGAGGAGAGGCCCUUCCAAUGCCCCGACUGUGGGAAGGGAUUCAAGCACAACUCCCACCUCAUCACCCACCGGCGCAUCCACACUGGGGAGAGGCCCUACGAGUGUCCCCAGUGUGGGAAGAGCUUCUCCAGCAGCUCUAACUUGACCAGACACCAACGGAGGCACCACUAA
Zonotrichia leucophrys gambelii is the source of this 978-nucleotide messenger RNA. Its product is annotated as zinc finger protein 239-like. The record is from RefSeq and is a predicted model, not a curated record. Bases 1 to 978 code for a protein of 325 amino acids. Gene Ontology annotation, molecular function: DNA-binding transcription factor activity, RNA polymerase II-specific. Lineage: Eukaryota; Metazoa; Chordata; Aves; Passeriformes; Passerellidae. Gene Ontology annotation, biological process: regulation of transcription by RNA polymerase II. Gene Ontology annotation, cellular component: nucleus. The transcript has a single exon.